This is a messenger RNA of Malassezia pachydermatis, 1089 nucleotides long. RefSeq names its product proline iminopeptidase. Bases 1 to 1089 code for a protein of 362 amino acids. Gene Ontology annotation, biological process: proteolysis. The transcript has a single exon. Gene Ontology annotation, molecular function: aminopeptidase activity. NCBI's taxonomy places the organism in Eukaryota, Fungi, Basidiomycota, Malasseziomycetes, Malasseziales, Malasseziaceae. Gene Ontology annotation, cellular component: cytoplasm. The record is from RefSeq and is a predicted model, not a curated record.
AUGUACCUGAGCAAAGCUACCGACGCAGACUGGGCCUACCCAUCUACGGAGCCUACAGCCAGUGGUUUCUUGGAUGUGACGGAUGGCCACUCGAUCCAUUGGCAGGAGUACGGUCAUCUAGAGGGCGAGCCGGUGCUCUGCCUGCAUGGUGGCCCAGGCGGUGGCCUAGACACCGAGGUGUGCCGCUUCUUCGAUCCUCAGCGAUUCCGUGUGCUGACAUUUGAUCAGCGUGGGUGUGGCAAGAGCACGCCUUCGGCGUCGGACGAUGAUGCGAAGGCAGCGCUGACGAACAACACGACGUCGUGCCUCAUUGAGGAUAUUGAGAAGCUACGUGCGCACCGUGGCAUUACCGGGAAGAUGCAUGUGUUCGGUGGCAGCUGGGGCAGCACGCUUUCGCUGGUCUACGCCAUUGCGCACCCUGAAAAUGUUCUCUCGCUUCUUUUGCGUGGUAUUUUCCUGUGCCGGCGCAAAGACCUCGACUUUUUCUACCAGGGCAACGCAGCGACCUACGCCCAAGAUCCUCUGGAUACUUCCAUUCCUGGCAGCUACAUGUUUUUCCCGGACGAAUGGGCGCAGUACGUGCAAGUGAUUCCCGAAGAUGAGCGACAUGAUAUGAUCGCUGCGUACGACCGCCUCUUUUCGCGUACGCCUGCGAACGAGGCCGAAUUGCAACAGCAGAUUGAGGCGGCGCGCGCGUGGUCGACUUGGGAGGGACUUACCAGCAACGUCUCGAUCGAUACGUCCAAAGCCAACCCGUACGCGGACACGCGCUUUGCGAAGGCGUUCGCACGUAUUGAGAACCACUACUUUAUCAACGGUGCUUUCCUGGGCGGCGCUGGCCAGGCUAACCGUUCUCAAAACUUCAUCUUGGAGCAGGCACACCGCCUCGCCUCGAUUCCUACGUACAUUGUCCAUGGCCGCUACGAUAUGGUAUGCCCUCUCUUCCAGGCUGAAGAGCUGGUGGCUGCGCUGCACCAGGCCGGCAACCAGGAUGUCCACCUUGUGCGUACGCCGGCCGGCCACAGUAUGACGGAGCGCGAAAACUGCUUGGCAUUGACGGAUAUCAUUGCAAAGCUACCUGUCCCUUAG